Molecule: messenger RNA, 3415 nt
Organism: Priapulus caudatus
Lineage: Eukaryota; Metazoa; Priapulida; Priapulimorpha; Priapulimorphida; Priapulidae
Product: telomere-associated protein RIF1-like
Exons: 25
Coding region: 170-3415 (1081 amino acids)
Biological process (GO): telomere maintenance
Cellular component (GO): nucleus
Source: RefSeq, a predicted model, not a curated record
AUUUCCCGCGAAAUCAACAUAGCUGAGGUUGGCAAUUUUACAUGUAGGAAUGUAGAAAGCUCGCUACGUUGUUUUCUCUGUGCUGGCGAUCAAAUAAAUACUUAGGACUGUACUGAAAUUUAUAAGACCUAGACGCGGCUAGUGUUGAGCAAAGCGGAAAGCUGUGAGGAUGUUGGCGAUGGCAGCACCGCAGCCUGGUCACGGUGCUGACUGGCGGGAGGUGCUGUGUGCAGACGACAACGUCACACGCAGCACAGAGGAGAAAAUCUUCGCAUACACACUCCUGAUAGAAGAACUGAAGACACACAACGUGAGCAGUGUCAAUGACAUCAACAAGGUCGUUCCAUCUCUACUCCGAGACAUCCGGGAGGGGUUGGCUUUCUCUGUUCAGGCGCUUGGCUUGAUCUGGCAAGGACCGAGUGUACUGCCUGGAAAACCAGACUUGGGAGCGAGUGAGGGCGCAGGAGAGCAGCUGCUAAGGGCUGUCUGUGCGAUGCUACAUGCGCCAUCUAUUGACAAGACGGUAGCCGUGCGCGGGCUGUGGUGUGUGAGCCGACAAGCACUCCCUACACACGUCAUAGAGACACAUUUUGACGAGGUGAUGUCGGCGGUGGAAGCUACGGCACUUGGAUACGGCUCACAGUCAGCUUCCGUCGAAUACGAGACUCUGAACGUGAUAAUCAGGUUGCUGGAGCAGGCACCAGGCGGUGCUGAAACCCAUUGGGAGCGCUGGUUGCGACUGGUGCUGCCACACAUUGUCCAUCCUGCCCCGAAGGUGCGGGAGCGAGCACAGAACGCCCUCUGCAUAGGCCUGCCCUUACUGAUGAAACAUCAGGAUGAAGUUGCUGACAUCAUUGUUCCAGACCUGAAGAAUAGGAUUUGUCCGGAGAUGAUGUCGAUCUUCAACAAUGCGAGUAGCAACGGAGCGGAACUUGCCAUGCUGAAGACGUGGCGACUCCUGGUGGAGAUUCUCGGAAGGAAGAUUCACCACGGCUCCAGUGUCGUGAACAGUAUGUUGCGUCUCGUCGAGAGCGGCUUCAAGCACAAGGCGCCUGCCGUCCGCACCUCUUCCUUUCGCGCCUGGGCAAGACUCAUCGACAACUUCGGACUCGAUCUGAAUAUAUUGGCGAAUCACAAGCGGUUAAAGCUGCUGUUACAGCCCUUCCUGAUUGCUUCCGUGAAGCAUGAGGCAAUCGCCCAUGCCAAGUUCGACACGUGGUGGCAUCUGGUGGUGGCUCUUCGCAACCGCCUCUCCGCACACUUUGAAGAGGUGUGCGUGCCGUUGCUGCAGUUCUGUGUGAUGGGAGGCUAUCUGAAACCAGCGCUCAUGUCUCCUCAGGCCCCCAACACUUCAGCUACAGUUCUACCCCUGAUGAGCACACCGAAACGUACAGGUGGCGCCGGUGCAGGUCAGGCUCUGCCCAUGCUCGUCGCUGCGUUCCCGGAGAGCCCCCAGCGGAACACCGUGUAUAGGUUCCUGCAGACUUACGCCCUACAGGUGCUGGCGUCGCUGGUGGCGCCAUCUAGUGCACAUCCGCUGAAGGACGGGAUAAGUAUAGAGCGGUCACUGUGUGGCGCUAUGAUUAACUCGAGCAUGGUGUUCGUGAAACACGCAGCGACACUACUUGCCACCUUCGUGCAGUGCUGCCGCCUGCUGGCGAACGAGGAGGAGCCACUCCUGCUUCGAACCUGGAGAUAUCUGAUUGGCCAAGUAAACGGCGUCAUCAGUCAAGACAACAAGAGCGACAUUGCUGAUGUGAUGUCAUCACUUCUGAAUGUAACAGGGGUGAUAAUUUCCGAGCAGCUGGUGUCCCCUGCUACAGGACUGAAACUCCUGGAUGAGUUGACAACCAUUUCAGACAAGGUUCUAAGUUCACAUUCCUUUCACGGUGGCAGUGGUGAUGUUAUGCACGGGUCGCCGGCACUGCACCUCCUACAGCUGCUCUUCUGUCCGUCGCUCGUCGCGCAGUGCGGCGUCGACGAGCGAUUCACGGGCAUCUUCAGCGCCCUCUGUGAGGGAAGCAUGCGUCUGACAUCUUCGCCUCUGAUGUUCGCUCAGUCAGUGAUGGAUCAUCUGCGCGGGAUGCAGGGGGCGCCACCGGACGCCGUGAUGCGGCUGUGGAGCAUCAUCGCGCGCCCGCUCUAUGCGUACGUCGAUAAGAGCAACGAGGUGAACCAGGGCGACGCGCUGGAGCAUGAUUUCACGUGCAUGUACGCCGUGCUGCUGUUUCCAGUCUCACAUCUCAACGACCACCAGCCACCCACGGCGGCUCGUGCCACGUUGAAGACCUGGUCUGACCUCUACACGACCUUGGUGCGGUGCGCCGCCCUGGUGGCGACGACGACGCCCAACCAGUGCUGCGAGGACCUGUGUGUGUCGAUCGCCGGCAUGGCAACCCCACAGAAGCUGCAGAACGUGAACUGGGCGGACAUCGUUGCCAACCUACUGCAAGUGAUGGUGGGCUGUGUCAGCUUCGGAACAUUUUCGAGUGCUACGGGUGGCGCCGGUGUGAGUCCGGUAAAGUGGGGCAAGCGCAGGCAGCGGCCUCUAGGGAAUCUCACCCACCUGGUGGACCUCAUCACUCGUCUGCUGGAUGCUGUCGUUGCCAUGGAGACGGAGCUCGACGGCGAGGAGCGCGCCGCGUCGUCGUCUGUCCUCGCGAGCUUCGUCGCCAUGGUUACGACUAUCGUCGAGCACAUCGGCAACCCGCCGGCCGUCGCCGCACUGCUCGAGAAGCUGGCGCCACCUCUUGGCCGGAUUCUGAAGCAGUCUAGCGAGAAGCGUGAGCCGACAUUAUAUACAGCAGCUGUGAAGGACAAGAUCGACCGGCUGUGGUCGGAGCUGGGCCGACGCGUAGAGGGAGGUCACAGCGGUGCCUGUGACUCUUCGCUGCUGCUCUCUCUCGCUCCCGCGCUGGAACCCGCCCUCCUUCACCCGCGCAGGAAGCUACGCAACCAGGCGGCAGCACUGUCGAACGCGACCUUCGGGAAGGCCGGUCGCCUGGAGUAUCCGGACACGCUGAGGGAGUGUCUGUUGAAGGUCAGAGAACAACACAAGACAUUCUUACUGCUGCCUGGAAUCGCUAGCAGUGAGACAUCCGUCAUUGAGGACACACCCUCAAUCAGCCAAUCAGAGAGAUCGCAGAUGGAGCCAGAGGUUCAUAUGCCUGGCUCUCCGUCGCCACACAAGAAGCACGGCAGCUUCUUGCAGCGCCACCUAGGGGACAACACGCCGGAGAGGUUCGUCCGAGGAUCGCCCGCGAGGACAAAUGCAUCGCCUGCCACCAGAGUGCGCCGCUCGCUACGCGUUGAUGAUGAUCGGGACGAGAAAUUUGUUUUCAUCGCUCCAUCGCCAAAGAAAAAGUUUGUGUUGACCGAGCACCAGAGGGAGAAGCUGCGUGACCACGACAGGUAA